This is a messenger RNA of Danaus plexippus (monarch butterfly), 1226 nucleotides long. RefSeq names its product transport and Golgi organization protein 11 (gene Tango11). The record is from RefSeq and is a predicted model, not a curated record. The coding region runs from base 199 to 873 and encodes 224 amino acids. NCBI's taxonomy places the organism in Eukaryota, Metazoa, Arthropoda, Insecta, Lepidoptera, Nymphalidae. The transcript is spliced from 5 exons.
UUAUAUUCUGUAAGUGUAUUAUAACAAUGUCAACACUCAACAUUUCAGAAUUCAGAUGAACCGAUUACAGAAGUGAAGUAUUGAAUUGUCAAUUUUUAUUCUUCAAUCAGUGAAUUUCUAUAUUCAUAAUAAUCUGUUUUUUCAAAUCUUACUAAUUAGAUUCGACUUGAAUGUUUAGUUGGAGAUUGAAAUUACAGAAUGCAAUAUAGCAACGAUGAAUCCUAUACACGGCUUAUAAGCCAUAAUAUGACUGUACCUCAGAGAAUCAAGGCUACGGGAGAAUUUGCGGACGAUGAUAAUACUCCUAAUGGACAUGUUACAGGAUGGGAUUAUGAUAAUGAAAAAUUUGACAUGAAAGUGCCUGAGAGAAUACUUGUUAUGGGUCAAGAUCAACACAUGGGAACUAAAGCUCCUCCUAGAGAAAUACAAUUAGACAAUGCAGUUCUCCCAACUGAUCCUGGAAUGGUGCGUGUCAGUACACCACCUCGUGUUAUAACCUUGGAUCAGCAUUACUUUCCAUCUGCUGACGACUAUCCAACUGGAGUACCCAACUCUCCACCAAGAAGCGUGCACACCAUACGUGCUUUGGAGGGCGUGCAACCACUUGCUUCACACAAUGAUCAUUUCAAUGAGUCCACGAUGACCGAAUCCCAAAUUGUUUUAAGAGACCCAACUCCACCCAUGGCUAAUGGAGAAGGACUUUCUGCAUCAGAAGAACUGGUCCAUCUGAGAAGGCAAAUAAUUAAACUUAACAGACGAGUCAUGGCCAUAGAGGCUGAACAACUUCAAAGACAACAAAAAGAAAAAAUUGCUUAUGCAAUAAGUAUUGCUUACAUACUGUUCAAAGUUAUGGCAUGGUUAAAUAGGUCUUAAUUUUUACAGGAAACAGUUCACUAAUAGUAAGGUGAAUGUUUAGAUUUACCGUUGACUUAAUUCAGUGGAAGAUGACCAUUGUGCGAAUGAAAUAUAUGAUGUUAUUGUCAUUCCCUGUAGAAAAUGUUGAAAAGUGAAGUGUUAAUUAUUCCUAAUUUAUGAAAUCACUUUAGAACUUAGGUACAUUCUUUUUAUAUUAUAAUGCUAUUUGUUGUACAGUGAACUUUGAUAUGUUGUUGAUCUACUAUCCUGGUAGGAAGAUAUUUAAAUGGAAUGUUAAUUCUUUUUCUCUAAACUAAACAUAUUAGCAGCAGGUGUUUUUUAUUUCAAUAAACAAUACCACAAACUCUCAA